AUGACAUCCAUUGAGAAAAAUGAUCCGCUUGAAGGCACAAGCACGGAGAAUCAACACGAGGGAGUUUGGAUGGCGAUGGACGAAACUAUAAAAGCAGAAGACGAAUUACUGACGAAAGUGCUUCGCGAACCAUUUGAAUACAAUACUCCAACGUUAAGCUCUCCUCAAGUGGAAAAUGAAUCUCAAUCUUCGCAUUACCAUCCACAGUUUAACGAGAAAGAUUACUUGAAAAGGAAAAAAUCAAAAAAAGGACCAAAAAAGAAAAAGCAUGAGGACUCAACGAAGCCUUUGGAGAAACCAAAAACGAUACCUGCCAAGGAAGAUCACACUCCAGCGAUCCCUGAAGUUCAGGAGGAAAAACGUGAAAGAAAUAUUGUGGACCAAACCAUCAGUGUCCUUCCAGAAAUUGGUGAGGAUGAGAUCCUGGCUACACCUCCCAAACAAGGGUGGUUAUCACAGCUAGCCGAUGCAAGCACCGAGACAGUUACGCCAGCAGCGAUAGACACAGCACCAGUGGUUGAGACACCAAAGGACGCAAAAGUCAAGCAUCGACAAAAACAGGAACAAGGUGACGCAACACCAACAAAAUCUGGCCGCCACCAUAAACAUCAUCAUCGUCGAAGACACAAGUCCGAGCUUCAGGAAAGACGACGGCCGGGCGUGGCUACGAUAAAGGAAAAUGAUAAGGGUAGCAUACCUGAGUCAACAGCAGACGGUACUGCACUUGACACAAAGGAUGUUGAGGAUAUGAAAUUUCAUAGAUUUGAGGAUCUGAAAGGGAUGCAUAGACGACCAGUACGGCUUCGUCGUUCAGGUAUGACAACCCACUUUAGCAAUCAAGAUUUAUCUGCAAGUUUACGAAGUCUUGUCAGUCACAUAAAACCUGCGCCAAGAAAGAAGACCUAUGAUCACAGACCUCAUGAGAACUUCGUUGAACUGGAAGAACUGACAACGGUUGGUGAGGACACAGAGUGGAAGGAAAGGGCCCGGUGGAUCAAGUUUGAAGAAGACGUUGAAGAAUCGAAGCGUUGGGGAAAGCCGCACAUUCCUUCUUUAUCAUUUCACAGUUUACUAGAGUUAAGACGUGGCCUUGAGACAGGCGCGGUUCUGCUUGACUUGGAGCAGUUUGAUCUCUCGAGCAUUGCUGAAGCGGUCAUCGAGGAGAUGGUGAUCACAGAUCAACUACCAAGAGCUCACAGUUCAAAAGUCUUGUCAGCACUUCUUUCAAAACAUCGCCAUCAGCAUCAGAUGCAACGUGGGCUACGGAGACAAAGCUCAAGCACAAAUCUCGCUGCAUUUUUUGGCGUUGAACCCAAAGGAACGCCAUUGAAACCCAAUGAGACUGACGGGUCGACAGUUAGAGAAGUCAGUCCAGCACAAGAGGCGAAAGAAAAUGUCCCUCUAGAACCAGCAAGACCCAGGACAACCAGCGAUGCCUCAAGUCAGACACCUUUCUCAACCCUUGAUUAUUUGGACAAGACUGAGAACCGCGUGGGAGUUUCUUUUGCUCCUGAACCAACCGUCAGUGAUGACGUAGAGAAUACGACCUCCGACAUACGUGGCCGAAUACCUUCCGACGCCGAGGCGACGGCUGUCAUGGUUGGUACAAUGGAAGAGCUGGAGAAACCUGCGAUGGCAUUCGUGAGGCUCGCAAAAGGCUGUCGUCUUGGUAAUCUGACAGAAGUUCCACUCCCUGUGCGGUUUAUAUUCGUCAUGUUGGGACCUCCUCGCGACGACGAUCAGUACCACGAGAUUGGUCGUUCUAUCGCCACCCUGAUGUCGGACGAGAUUUUCCACAGUUUAGCCUAUCGGGCUGAACAGAAGGAGGAUAUUCUUUCAGCCAUCAACCAGUUCCUGUCUGACAGCAUCGUGCUGGCUCCAGGUGACUGGGACGAGCGUGUUCUGUUGCCCAUCUUGGAAGGACACAGCAGAGAAGUGAUGAAACGACGAAGGAAAGCCGCAGCCGCGCAAAGAAUUCCAGGAAAAGAUGACGAUCCGUUGUUGAGAACCGGCCGUUUAUUUGGUGGUCUCGUCAGGGAUGUUCAACGUAAAUACCCACACUACAAAAGCGACUUCGUCGACGCAUUCAAAAACUUCAAAUGCCUCGUAACUUUCAUAUUCGUCUACUUUGCUACAAUCGCUCCGUGUGUGACGUACGGGGGUCUUCUAAGCAAGAAAACUGAUGGAUUGAUAGGACUGUCUGAGUCAAUACUCGCCACGGCAAUUGGAGGAAUAUUUUUCGGAUUUUGCAGUGGGCAGCCGCUAAUGAUUGUCGGAGUGACCGGUCCAGUGCUUGUCUUUGAGGAAACAAUAUAUUAUUUCUGCAGCGAAAACGGAUUAGAUUAUCUCGCGUUGCGGUUCUGGAUUGGAUUAUGGAUUGUUGUAAUCUGCACCUUGGUUGUGGCUUUUGAGGGAUGUUUUCUUGUCAAAUACUUCACGAGAUUUACCGAAGAAAUAUUUGCUUGUCUCAUUUCGUUCAUCUUUGUCUACGAGGCCCUUAAGUUUAUUUACGAGACCUUUGAUGAUCAUCCAUUGACUCGUACUCAUAAAUGGCACAAUCAAAAUAUAAAUACGACGAAUGAUUCAGACCCAACGAAGUCCUCAGAACCUCGUAAUGAACCAAACACUGCAUUAUUGACAACAAUCUUAUUAUUUGGAACUGUUCUUUUGACUGUUCAACUUCGCAAGUUCAGACACAGCCAUUUCUUUGGCAAAAAGGGACGCCGAACAGUCAGUGACUUUGGAAUGGCGAUCUCUAUAUUCGCUAUGUCCUUACUGGACUAUUCUAUCAAGGAUGUCUACACACAAAAGAUGCCCGAACUCUCGAGCUUCAAACCUACACUGCCCGAAAAACGCGGCUGGUUCGUGGCUCCCGCGGGGAUCCACGUGGGAUGGAUGUUCGCGGCGGUUAUCCCGGCAGUCUUUGUGAGCAUUCUGUUGUUUAUGGAAACAGAAUUGACAGGAAUCGUCUUGAACAAGAAGGAAAAUAAUUUGCGGAAAGGAGCCGGAUAUAAUCUAGACUUGCUCGUGGUGGGUCUUGUAUGCGGGUUGUGUUCCCUCAUGGGGUUGCCAUGGAUAUGCGCAGCUCCGGUGCGCUCAGUCUCGCAUAAAAAUGCGCUCACCGUCAUGAGUACUACGCAUGCGCCAGGAGAAAGAGCUUAUGUUGUGAAAGUCAUUGAACAACGUGUAACAAACAUAUUCAUACAUAUUUUCAUUGGUCUUUCAGUUCUGAUGGCUCCAGCGUUGGAAGUGAUUCCCAUUGCUGUUUUAUUCGGUGUCUUUGUGUACCUCGGCACAAUUUCUCUUUCCGGAAAUCAGUUUGUCAUUCGCGUUGUUAUGUUCUUCAUGCCUCCAAAACAUUAUCCAGAUUUUGCAUUCGUUCGCAAGGUCGGUGGCCGAAAAAUUCAUCUUUUUACCCUGGUCCAAGUGCUGGCAUUAUGUGUCCUUGUUGCCACGAAGAUGACAAUCAUAGCGCCAUUAUUUCCGCUGUUUGUCAUAUUUCUUGUUCCAAUCAGAAAACAACUGUACAGAUUUUUUGAUGAGAAAGAACUGACAGCGUUAGAUAACGAGGAAUCUGUUCUUUAUGAGGAUGACUUGGAUGAAUACAAUAUGAUUCAUGUCCCGAUUUGAGAUGGUAUCUAUGGAUGAAUAUUGAUAUCGCUGGAUAUACUACGAUACAAGUCCCAAUUUGGGGGUGGUAACUAUGAAUGUAAUGUAAUACUUGCGAUAUCUAUAGAUAUGAUACGAACUUAUUCCUAUGUGUUAAUGCAUGUGAAUGGAUACAUCUGUACAAAACAGUCCCAAUAAUUAAUGCAUGUCCCUGUAUGUGGUGGUAUCAUAGGAUAUAUUAUGAUAUAACAGGAUCUGCGGAGAUUGGCUGGGUAUCCCGUCUUGCAGGCGAGUCAUUGUUCCUGUUUGUCUAUAUGUGUAUUCGUAUAUCCCCACAUGUCUCUAAUUACCACAUAUCUUAAUCAAGUAAAUGAUUCUGUUCAAACAACUGUUUGGUAUAAAUAUUUAAUGUAAAUGAUUUGCGUCAUAUAUAGAUUGAUUAGAAACAAUUUUGAUAAGAAAUUUUCAUCCUGAACUUGCAAGGAAAUUUCUCUCCAUCAGCAUUCAUCAUAUGAAACAGGUUUAAUGCAGACAUUCAAGGCGUAUUGCCCCUAUAUUAUUAGGUAACACAAAAUAAAUAAAUAAGUAUUGUAGUAAGACCAUGCAAUGGUCUUUCUCGUUGAUGAGAACUCUUUGAAGCAGCAACCUUGUUUAACAACCGUUGUUUGUAGAAUAUUUUUGAUAAACGCCAUUACUUCUUUCAGAAAUUUCCUAACAGGUUUCACUACCGCCUGCGUACCCACUUCUGUAGUGACUACACUAACAUAAUCGAACAAUUUGAUAGGUUGCAGAUAGAGUAUUUUUGAGAUCACGUAUAUUUAAGACGACCAGAAUGUAUCCUCAUAAAUUUCUAUGUAAAUUAUAAAUAAAAAGCGAAUUCUAUACAAAUUUAUAAAUAAUUUUAAACGUUGUACAUAUCCAAACGCUGUGCUUCGGCAAAAAUAUCUAAAUCUAUUUUGAUUAAAAAAAAACACAAGAACGUUUUAAA
Molecule: messenger RNA, 4597 nt
Organism: Dendronephthya gigantea
Lineage: Eukaryota; Metazoa; Cnidaria; Anthozoa; Malacalcyonacea; Nephtheidae
Product: band 3 anion transport protein-like
Biological process (GO): monoatomic anion transport; transmembrane transport; monoatomic ion homeostasis
Cellular component (GO): plasma membrane
Molecular function (GO): solute:inorganic anion antiporter activity; monoatomic anion transmembrane transporter activity
Source: RefSeq, a predicted model, not a curated record